AUGGAGCGUUCGGAGAAUCUGAUGAAAUUUGUCGGAUCGUUCUUCCAGUUGCCGGAGGCGGAGAGCAACCAUAUCUUAUUCUUGGCUGCUUCUGUUAAAUUCACCCACCCUAAUUUUUUCCAGCCCACCCACUUGCCUGCAAGCCACGCCUUACUCGACCUUUCUUCUCCUUCCUCUCUCGCUCUCGCUCACGGCUCACCCUCGCUGCCUCUCGCUCUCUGCCUCCUCUCUUCUUGUUCGUCCGCUCGUGCUCACCCUCGCUCUCCGUCUCUCUUGCUCUCGCUCGCCCUCGCUCGCUGCCUCUCGCCCUCGCUCUCUGUCGCUUUUGCUCUCGCUCGCCCUCCGGCUCUCGCUGCCUUUCUCUUGCUCUCGCUCGCCCUCGCUCUCCGCCUCUCUUGCUGUCGCUUGCCCUCGUUGCCUCUCGCCCUCGCUCUCUGCCUCUUUUUCUCUCACUCGCUCUCCAGCUCUCGCUGUCUUUCUCUCACGCUUUCCCUCACUGCCUCUCGCCCUCGUUCUCUGCCCGAUUGCCUCUCUCUUGCUUUCGCUCGCCCUCGCCCCCACGCUCGCUCUGCUAGUCGGCUUCGCCAUCUUGCUCGUUGCCCUGCCUCUGAUUCAGGUCUUCGUUUUACCCCCCCCCAAGCUUCCAGAUUUGCUUCAUUCGAGCCCAGCUACCCAGUCGGUUUAUAUUCGGCCGAGAUCGAGAAAAAGGGGUUAAAGGAGCAGAGGUCGGAGAAACGGGAUUAGGGCCAUCACAACAGUUCUCCACAUCCAGCGGCAUUACGCAGUGAAGUCUCUGUGCCUCACUUCGGUUUGCUCCCCCCAAGCAUAUACAACCUCUCUGCGGUCUGCCAGUGGCUUUCAGAUCUGAGAUAAAUCGGUCUCUGUGACUGUUUUCUGCACGCUUCGAGGAUCUGAGAAGGUUAUCGAAGUGAACUUGUGCAUCUCAUCCG
Diospyros lotus (date-plum) is the source of this 950-nucleotide messenger RNA. RefSeq lists its product as uncharacterized. The transcript is spliced from 3 exons. Lineage: Eukaryota; Viridiplantae; Streptophyta; Magnoliopsida; Ericales; Ebenaceae. The record is from RefSeq and is a predicted model, not a curated record. Bases 1 to 744 code for a protein of 247 amino acids.